Molecule: messenger RNA, 4186 nt
Organism: Symsagittifera roscoffensis
Lineage: Eukaryota; Metazoa; Xenacoelomorpha; Acoela; Convolutidae
Product: programmed cell death 6-interacting protein-like
Exons: 15
Coding region: 20-2659 (879 amino acids)
Biological process (GO): multivesicular body sorting pathway; mitotic cytokinesis
Cellular component (GO): endosome
Molecular function (GO): protein binding
Source: RefSeq, a predicted model, not a curated record
UUUUUCAGACUAAUUUAUCAUGGCUCGCUCAAUGAAAAGUGUGCCUUUGAAAGGAACGACAGAGCUGGACUUUGUCAAGUUGCUCAAAAGUCACAUUAAGAGUGCGGGAUCGAACGAGGAAGAUGCGAAUAAUGCUCUGGCUACUUUGACUAAGAGCAGAAACAUAGGAGUGCUUGUUCCGCCUGACAGAACUGAGGUCGGACUGAAUAUGCUGCAAAGGUAUUACGAUCAGUUCUGCUCAAUGGAAAAACGGUUUCCUAUAACAGACACGAAUGAAAUACGCGUGUCUUUUUGUUGGAAGGACUCGUUCGGAAAAGGUGUUUUCGGAUCAAAAAAGUCUAUUUCGAGCAGUGGUUAUGAGAAAGCAGCAGUUCUGUACAACACUGCAGCCUUUAUGACUCAGAUCGCAACUGGAAUCCGAUCCAAUGAUGACGCCUCAAUGCAAACCGCGACUAAAUAUUUUCAGCAAGCAGCGGGCAUCUUUGAGUUCCUUCGGGACAAUGCGGUAUCUAUGGUUGGCCAAGUGAGCACGAAUGAUCUGAGUGCAGAGUUCCUGAGUUUCCUGGUGGCCCUAUGUCAGGCACAGGCCCAGGAGUGUAUCUGGAUCAAGGCCUACUCGAGUGGUAAGAUGAAGCCCAAAGUGCUCUCCCAGGUGACGGCUGCCCUGGCCGAAAUGUACGAAACGGCUCACGCCAAGGCAGACACUCAAAGGACUGUGACCGCAGUGCUCAAGGACGAUUUCAACUGGCUGCCAGACAUUCUAGUGAAGAUCGAGCACUACAAGAGUCUGUCUCACUACUACUUGGGCAAGGAGCUGAAAAGGGUGCGGGACUCUCCAGGGGCAGAGUGCAAGUAUGGGGAGGAGAUAGCCAGAUAUCAGUUGGCCGAUUCCUUCCUGAAAUACAAAACAUCGAUGGAGCUUCUUCCCAACAAUAUCAAAACCGAAUUGAAAUCAGAGCUGAACGUAGCUAUAAAGGACAACAAUCUCAUCUAUCAUGAGCCCAUUCCCGACACAAAGACCCUUUCAUCGCCCGAGAAGACGAUUCUCGCCAAGCCGACAGCCUUCGAUGCAACCAAAACGCUUUCGAAAGAACCCAAAGAUUUGUUCGGCUCAAUUACACCUUUGGCAGUUGCGAGUGCACUGGAGUUCUUCAAGCAGAAAAAGACCGAGCUUGUUUCGGUCGAAGUUGCGAGGUUGAGAGAAGCGAAUGAUACUUUGAAUGGAGUCCUGGCUUCGCUGAAUUUACCUGCAGCGCUGGAGGAGACUCGCAGUGGUGAGUUACCUGCGUCUCUUUGGGAAAAGGCUUUGAAGCUACAGAAUCAAGGAGGAAUUGAAUACGUCGCCAGGUUCAUCACCGACCUUCCUGAAAUGCUCGAUCGCAACAAACAACUCUUGGACGAGAGCAUCCGACUUUUACGCGAGGAGCGGGAGCAGGACGAGAAACUUCGCAACCAGUACAAGCAAAAGUGGAAUAGGACUUCUAGUGACCAGCUCACUAAGCAGUUGACGGAGGACCAGACUAAGUACAGCUCCCUGCUGCAGAGGUCUCGCGAGGCAGAUGCCAAAGUGAAGACACAGUUCGAACAGACCUUGGACUAUAUGCGUAUACUCUCACUGCCUAAAGCGGAGAUUGAGGGCAAGUUGCCGACCGCGCAAAAUACUGACGCUACAAAGUCCGCUGAGGCACAACAGUUGAGGGAAUUAAUGAAGGAGGUGGACUCGGUGAAGGUGCAGAGGUCUAGAAUAGAGGAGAAACUGCAGGCUAACUCCAGUCCAGACACCAUCAAAGCUAAAUUUUUAUCUGAAAUGACCGCUGAAGGCACUGUCAAUGCACCGGCAGUCACUGAGACUGUUCUAAACGAGAUGUUCGGAGACGCAAGGACUGACUUGGGCGAGACAUUUUUGAAACAGGAGAAAGUUUUAGAACAAAUCCAGACUGUUCACUGCAAGUUCUCUCAGUUGAGCUCCGGCAACAACGAAGUGAGAGACGAGUUCCUGAAGAAACUAGCACAGGCUUAUGAUGCGUUUGAGACCCUGGUUAAUCAUCUGCGAGAAGGACAGAAGUUCUAUGGAGACUUGACGGAGAUCCUGCUCACACAUCAGAGUAAAGUGAACGACUUCGUGUUCGCGCGCAGCACAGAAAAAGAAGAUCUCCUCAAGGACAUCACUUCGAAUGCCACUAAAACUGCAGGUCAGCCGGAUGCUCCCUCCUACCACUCCAACAUCCCCGCUGCCUCAGGUUCCACCACCGGCUCCGCUUCAAGUAAUUCUGCGCCCACCCAAUCCACGGCAGCCCCAUCGGCACCUGGCCAGACCCCUUUCGCGCCCAAUGUGCAGCAGCCGCUAUACUCUAACCCUACCCCCAUGCCCAGUUACAACCCCUACAUGCCCAUGACGCACCAGAUGCCCUAUGGUAACCCAUAUGCGGGUGGUUAUCCCCAGCCAGUUUAUGGAGGUCAAAUGCCCCCUCAACAUGGACAGAUGCCCCAAGGAGGGGGGUAUCCUUACCCACAGCAACCAAUGAUGCCUACUGCGCCCUACGGUCAACACAACCCCUACCAACCCAACAUGUACAACCCUUACGGACAAGCUCCGCAGGCUCCUGGAAUGAACCAGUGGCCUGCCGGAUAUCCACAACAGCAGCAGCCCCAACAGUAAAGAACUCUGAGAUGAAUUGUAGUUAUAUGUAUAGUUUCGAUCUUCCCCAGUCAUUCAUCCAUUCAUGGACUUUUAUCAGUGCUAAAACCUUGAAAUUUUUAAAUAGUCUUUCUUUUUCUUCCCGCGCCUACUUUAGAGUAAAUACCCAAGUUCUUUUAUCGGAAAAUGCAGCUCCAUAAAAUCUCACGUUCAUUAUUGCUUUAAACCAAACAAUAAUUUGUUUUCCAGCGGGAGGAAAUGUAAGGAGCCUUGUAUGUUGCUAAAUGCGAUUGUUGAUAAUUUGACGAGAAAUGCUUUUUUCAGUUUUUCCAUAUGCUUUAAAUACAAAGUUCUCUGUUUAAGCUUAGAAUAACCAGAUUUACUUGCGAAAUAAAUAGCUUUAAAUCGAAAUAUCUUAAAUCUUGGAAAUAUUGUUCUCGGUGAUAUUGCUAAAAAUGCAAUUGAAAAUCUUGGCUAUAUAGGAAAUGAAAUUAACAGCUCGACCUUCAGCCAAUUUUGAGUCAAGUAAUUUGUGGCAAUCCCAGUUUCCAUGCGAAAGAAAAUAAAAAAAUGUUGCAAAGCUCUCGUUCUUUUUUUGGGGAUCGGAUUAUGCUGAACGGGUACAAGAUUGUUUAGCGGACGUAACAGCCCUCCUUUUCACAACGGGUGAAAGUUUAACCACAACAAUUUUUGAGGCAAGAUGAGAAGAGAACCUCAAAUUAGGGUCUGUCCAUUUACCCCACAUGUAGUCGUGUUACCUUGUUGAAGUACGGAUUUCACGAAGUAGAAAAACGUCAAUUUUUGCGUCUCAGAAAGGCGUAUUUCGCUAGUAAUAAUGGCCGAAUCAUUCCUGAUAGGCUUGUAGUUGUGGCAGAUUUAAUUAUUUGAGACGAAGAUGGUUGAAGCAGGUAAAUGGAAUCGAAUUUAUUGCUGUGAAAUUAUAUCUCUGCCUGAUCAAGUUUCACUGAAUUGCUAUUGAUAUUUUUGCGUUGAAUAUUAAAUAUCGAUUGGUCUAUUUGUGCAUAAUGAUACUAACUCGAAAAUUUCUAAAAGUAAAAUGUGAAUAAAUUUGGUUCUGAAGCAACCAAAAUUGCUGAGUGUAUAAUAUAUCCGUGACAGUUCAUUUUAGAAUCGAAUUGAAUAAAAAGAUUAUUAAUGCCUUUGAAUUAUUGAGAUUUCAACGUGGAGCUAACUAAUCGGGCAGUUUCAGAGAAAGUACUCAGUCUGUUCGUCAUGCUAUCUAGUUUCGACCUAUUUAUAUAAACAUUGCAUAGCCUCACCUUAAUUUCUUUCGAUAAACUUGAUAAAACACCAUAGUUAACUUUGAAAAUAAUAAAUUAUUUUUCUGCAAAAACUCUCAAUCAAAGCUCAUCAUUGUGAUUAAGUGAGGGAGACUUGUCACCUCGCGGAAUUCUCGAAUGACGAAAGAUCCGUCCGAGAUAGUGGAAAGUAAACAGUCGUAAGCUAACAUCAUAGAUCACUAAAAAUGUACGCGGGACAUCUUGGGUGUUUUCUAGAGUUCGGUUAAAAUUGAAUUAUUUUGUUUAA